GACCCUCUCCAUCGCACGCUCACAAUUUCCAUAAAUUCACGAAAUCUCAUUCUUCUUCCUUAAUUUUCUUUCUUCCUGUUUCACAUCCGGAUCUGAUCAGAUCUGUUCAUCCCAUUUAUCGAAAAUCGGAAAACAACUGAACAAAUUCAUACACGCAUAUAUGAUUGUAGCGAAUUAAACUAUAUAAUUCCAAUUAUAGAUACAGGAUGGCAGUGGUGUCGCCUUUAGCCAAGUACAAAUUGGUGUUUCUCGGCGAUCAAUCGGUCGGAAAAACAAGCAUCAUUACCCGUUUUAUGUAUGAUAAAUUCGACACCACUUAUCAGGCUACUAUUGGCAUUGAUUUCUUGUCAAAAACAAUGUACCUUGAAGAUCGAACAGUUCGCUUGCAGCUUUGGGAUACUGCUGGUCAAGAGAGAUUUAGGAGUCUUAUUCCAAGCUACAUUAGGGAUUCUUCUGUGGCAGUGAUUGUGUACGAUGUUGCUAAUCGACAGUCAUUUCUGAACACUUCAAAGUGGAUAGAGGAAGUACAUACGGAACGAGGGAGCGAUGUCAUUGUUGUUCUCGUAGGGAAUAAAACUGAUCUUGUUGAUAAGAGGCAAGUUUCGAUUGAAGAAGGAGAUUCAAAGGCACGUGAAUUUGGCAUCAUGUUUAUAGAAACAAGUGCUAAAGCUGGUUUUAAUAUAAAGCCUUUGUUCAGGAAAAUAGCUGCGGCUUUGCCAGGAAUGGAAACUCUUUCCUCAACGAAACAGGAAGAUAUGGUCGAUGUGAAUUUGAAGCCAUCUACAAAUACAUCCCAGACGGAGCAACAAGGAGGUGGCUGCGCGUGCUAGAGAUUGUACUUAAGAAGAACGAAGGGGACGAAAAAAGGUUGAAAUUACCCAAAACUUAAUGUGUCAAGCUAAUUGCCUUGUAUAGCUAUUCUCAUUGAGUAUAUGGUUGCAGCAGUAAGAGGAAGAAAGAUUCUAUAAAGUAGUGUUUUUUCGUUAGUGUACUUAUUCAUUUUUGUUUGAAUUCUAUGAACGAGAGAUUUGUUCCUUUAUUCAAUUUAUAAAGUUUUUUAAAAGUUUCAUU
Messenger RNA from Olea europaea var. sylvestris, 1071 nucleotides. Its product is annotated as ras-related protein RABH1e. Lineage: Eukaryota; Viridiplantae; Streptophyta; Magnoliopsida; Lamiales; Oleaceae. The record is from RefSeq and is a predicted model, not a curated record. Gene Ontology annotation, molecular function: GTPase activity; GTP binding. Bases 207 to 830 code for a protein of 207 amino acids. The transcript has 6 exons.